AUGCGCAACGAGUGGGAAACUGAAUUUGAAGAAGAAUUAGAGGGGUUAAAGUCAACUGAGUCCGAUGUUGGAUGGAUGGAUGAUGUAGAUUUGCUGGACAAUGAGCUUCCAGAUGAAAUUCCAGGUGAUUCGAUACCCUUAAUGGAUGAAAAAGGUCCUUUAGAUUCUGUAGAUGAUGGAGAUGAACUAGCAUCGAUUUUGAAAGAAGGUUUAGUACAACCUUCUAGUGGAAUGGAAGGAGUGCAGGUACCAAUGCAGCUUCUUGGUUUUGGAUGGUCUAUGCCGAUGAUGAGUCAAGAACGGGGACGAGAGAGAAUAUCUCGAGAAUGUAUUUUAAAAGAAUAUUUUCCAGGGUUUCGAGAAAACGAAGUGCUUAAAUUUUGUGAAUUAUUUGUUACAAAGAAGGCUUAUUUAAUUCCCGUGAAACAUCGUGUAGGACGCAGUAAGUUGUGUCUAGUAGCAUGUUUUCCGAAAUGGGUUGGAUUGGAUGUAGAACAGGAUGAUGCACAGGCGUUUGGGACAUUUGGACGCCUAAUACACCCUAGAUGGGAUGAUGAGGUAGUUUAUACAAUGCCUUUUUCAGAGGAGAAUGAGGAAAUGAACGUUGAUAAAGAUGCCUUGGAUGUUCUUCAUGGAUCUGGGUCUAAUGAAAUGAAUCAUGAUUUACAUUUAAUAUGCUUCGAUUGGUACAGGAGGGUUUUUUCCGAUGAAUUUUCUCCAUCUAAGAAUGUAUCGUUUGUUCGACCUAAUUCAAAAAUUAAGUUUAUGGGCGAGGGUUUUUUUUCUCAGUUUUAUAUUGACGAUCGGAUAUUUAAUGGAAAUAUUGAAUUAGUACCAUCAGUACAGCUUAACUUUAAUGAUCCUUUUCUUCUUCUUGAUAUCCAGAAAGUUGAUUCAAAUUAUUUUAAGCAUAUUGUAAAUGAUCGUUCUUUAUUGUAUAACGACUUAUCACGAAAAUAUAAUAUAUCUAAUGAUGAAGUUUAUGAUCAGUUACGUCAAAAUCAGCAAGCUCGUGUUCGUCAGACUUUAGGUCACUUGUCAAUUGAACAUGGAUUGGUUGCUGAUCGACUACAAAGUCCUUAUUAUAAAACGAGACUUUCAAAAACAGAAUGUCGUCUUUUUCAUAGGCCUGUGAUUACAUUUAAAAUUAAUCAUGAAAUUAAAUUUGACAGAAUUGGGUCACGAAAGAAAAAAGAUCGAAUAAAAGAUCCUAAGAUAUUACUAAGUACAACUAAAGGUGUCACUCUUAGUGAUAAUUCGACUUACGUAUUGAUGGAAUAUUCUGAAGAAUAUCCUUCUGUUAUUUCUAAUCCUGGUAUGGGUUCUAGGGUUGUUGUGUUUUAUCGCAAAAAAUCUGACGACGAUUGUACAAGACCAAAAAUGACAAUUGGUGAAACACAUAUUUUAGAGCCUCAGGAUCGUUCACCUUUUUGGAAUUUUGGGACAGUAGAUCCUGGAGAAACAGUACUUACUUUGUAUAAUAAAAUGAUACGAGCUCCUAUUUUUGCACAUGAACCUGAAAAUACUGACUUUUUGGUUUUACGAAACACAUGUUCACAAGGGUCAAGGUAUUAUCUUCGCAAUAUAAAGUAUCUUUAUGUUAUUGGUCAGACAUUACCUGUAAUUGAUGUUCCUGGUCCUCAUUCAAGAAAAAUUACUAUGAUCAGUAAGAAUAGGCUUAAAAUGAUUUGUUUUCGUCUUUUGCGUCGUGAAGAAAGCGGUAAAAUUCUUAUUAAACAAAUGGCACACCAUUUUCCUGAUCAAAAUGAAAUGCAACUUAGACAGCGUCUUAAGGAGUUUAUGGAUUUUCAAAGAAAAGGUGAUGAUCAAGGAUAUUGGAGGUUAAAGUCUUCUGAAGUUCUUCCUCCUGAGGUUGUUAUUCGUAGUAUGGUUUCACCUGAGACUGUAUGUCUUAUUGAAAGUAUGCAAGUUGGUCUUCAAAAUCUUGAGGAUGCUGGCUAUGGUCGAGCUGUAGAAGAUGAAAAUAUGGAUGAGACAUGUCUUAGUAUUGAUCAACAAUUGGUUCCUUGGAUUCUGACACGAAAUUUUAUUAAUGCUACUCAAGGAAAAGCUAUGCUAAAAUUACAUGGUGAAGGAGAUCCAACAGGUUGUGGUCAAGGAUUUAGUUUUAUAAGAACAUCAAUGAAAGGGGGAUUUAAAUCGUUAGAUGAAACAAUAGACGAUAAAGCUGAUGGAGAUAAAUCAAAAACAAAUCACGGAUAUAAUAUAGCUAAGCAGUCAAAGGCAUAUGGGGACGAGAUUGCAAGAAUAUGGAGGUCUCAACGUAUUGGAUUGAGCAUGGCAGGAAACGCUGCUAUGACUGAUUUAGAAUUUGAGGAUUCUCAAAAAGAUUUUACUAAUGAUAAUAAAGUAGAUAGUGGGUGGGAUGUGUCAACUCCACAAUCUACAGAUUUAAUUGAAAAUGAUGAUUAUUUUUCUAUGAAUUCUCAAAUAGGUACUAAUCAAACUAAUAAAGUUUUAAGAAUUCAAAGACUUACACGAAAUUCAUUUGGGCAAUUACAAAGAAAAGUUGAAAUAGUUCAUAAUAUUAAUGUUAUACGAGCAUAUAUAAGACAUAGACAAUUAAUUGAUGAUCAAACUACGAUGAUGGAAAAAAUAGGGCCCACUGAUGAUGAAGAUGCGAAUAGAAGGCGUAAAAAAUUAUUAGAAGAACAGUUGGCACGAUUAAGACAUAAUCGUGAAAGAAGGCAGGCUCGGAAAGCUGCUAAAGCUGCUCAAAAAGCUGAAACAUCUGCUUUGUAUGAAAUUUCUUUACCAAAUAGUAAGAAAAAUGCGGUUGGUACUAGUAGGCGGUGUGGAAGUUGUGGACAAGUUGGUCAUAUGAAGACAUGGAGAGGGUGUCCUAUGUAUGGGAAUGUUUUAUUUAAUACACCUGGUUUUUCUGAUGAUGAACAAUAA
Pneumocystis jirovecii RU7 is the source of this 2919-nucleotide messenger RNA. Its product is annotated as histone acetyltransferase. Bases 1 to 2919 code for a protein of 972 amino acids. Lineage: Eukaryota; Fungi; Ascomycota; Pneumocystomycetes; Pneumocystales; Pneumocystaceae. Gene Ontology annotation, molecular function: TBP-class protein binding; RNA polymerase II general transcription initiation factor binding; RNA polymerase II general transcription initiation factor activity. Gene Ontology annotation, cellular component: transcription factor TFIID complex. The transcript has 7 exons. Gene Ontology annotation, biological process: transcription by RNA polymerase II; RNA polymerase II preinitiation complex assembly. The record is from RefSeq and is a predicted model, not a curated record.